AUGUUUGGUUACGCAACGGUAGUUGCUGCGGCAAGUUGUGACUUGAAUGUGGAGCUUAAACAACUAGGGUUCCUGGCGUCAGCACCUUUUGCAGGUGUACUUUUUGCGUUUCCAUGGGGAUAUUAUGCGGACACUCGAGGACGAAAACGUGCUAUGUUAUUGUCUACUUCUGUGGGAUUCAUCUUUGCAGUGAUAAGUGCUUUCUCCACGCACUGGCUGUUUAUGUUCAUUGUGAAGAUAAUCUGCUGCAGUUUCUCAACAGCUAGUUUCACACUGACGAUGGCGCUGCUAGGAGAGUGCACAGGAAAGAAACAUAGGAGCCAAUACUUAUUCAUUAUGAACAGCUUAAAUCUUAGUUCUGAUGUCUUUGCUUUCGGUUUAGCUUGGCUAAUCCUGCCACUGGACUUCAAAGUCAAUGUCCCUUUAUUAAACAUGACCUUCCGACCCUGGAGACUCUAUACCAUAGCAUUAGCAAUUCCACUGGGUAUAGGGGCGGUUCUCCUAUUUUACAUCUAUGAGAGCCCAGAGUUCUUGGCUAGUAGGGGAGAUAAUGGAAAAGCUUCAGAGGUGUUGACAAUGAUGUAUGAAAGGAAUGGAGGGAAGAGGGAGGAUUAUCCGGUAAGAAACAUAACCCAAACAGGUUUGGCAAUUGCUUCGAAAAGUCAAACAUUCUGGAAGACUUUAAAAAAACAGACUGUUCCAAUUUUCAAGCCACCUUUACUUUGGAGGACUAUACAACUAUAUUUUCUGUUGGCCCUUUGCUGUGUAACAAACAACGCAUUCACAAUGUGGUAUCCAACAAUAGUAAAUUACUUCUUCAAAUCUUUUAAUACAUCAGAUAGCUCCGAGCAAAGUUUUUGUCAGAGAUUAUUUGGAGAUAGCAGUAGCCAAUUAAAUAAUACUCAAACGCUCGAAUGCAACGACGAAAUAUCUACAAACACAAUAUACGCCGGUAUGGUUUAUGGUGUCUUCUACUGGCUCAUGAGCAUAGCCGUCGUCAAAGUAUCUUCCCGCCCUCGUAUGCUACUAAUAGCGGUACUCCUCGUAUCUGGAGUUAGUGAACUCCUGGUGAACGUGAAGAAUCCUAUCGCCAAUAUGAUAUUUUUUACGCUGCUUCAAGCCACUUCAUUAGGAGUUGGUUGCAUAUCAUCCUAUUUUGUGAACUUGUAUCCUGCCUUACAUAGAGGACUGGUAACCAGUCUAGGCAUGAUGGUGGCUCGUCUCUGCUCUCUCACCGCAGUGAGUCUCGUAGGGGCUGCUAUCACUCAACACUGUGAAGCUACUUUCUAUACAUGGUCUGCAUUUGUGUUUGGUGGCGUCAUCGUUUGUUUAUUCCUACCAGCUGACAGGAUAACGACAAAAUCUAGCAUAAUCGACAGUCCAACGUAG
Arctia plantaginis is the source of this 1389-nucleotide messenger RNA. Lineage: Eukaryota; Metazoa; Arthropoda; Insecta; Lepidoptera; Erebidae. The record is from the annotation of a GenBank genome assembly.